Closterium sp. NIES-67 is the source of this 844-nucleotide messenger RNA. Lineage: Eukaryota; Viridiplantae; Streptophyta; Zygnematophyceae; Desmidiales; Closteriaceae. The record is from the annotation of a GenBank genome assembly.
CGUGGGCAUGAUUGCCGGCUGGGUCGAUGUCAGUGAGCGCCAGCGCUUGCUGGGCCAAUUGCAGGAAGCCAAGGAAGACGCCGACGCCGCCAACCGCGCCAAGACCACGUUCCUGGCCACCAUGAGCCAUGAGAUUCGCACCCCCAUGAACGCCGUGAUCGGCAUGAUCGAACUGGCGCUGAAGAACGCCGAGCAGGGCCGAGCCGAUCGCGAUGCACUGGAAGUGGCCUCGGUGGCCUCGCGCGGCAUGCUGGAGCUGAUCGGCGAUAUUCUCGAUAUCGCGCGCAUCGAGUCCGGCCAUCUAUCCCUGACCCUGGCUCCGGCCAACCCGCACGAACUGCUGACGUCAGUCGCACGUGUGUUCGAGGGCCUGGCGCGAGACAAGGGACUGGCGCUGCAGGUGGAACUCGAUCCGUUGAUCGACUGUGCGGUGAUGCUUGACCCGUUGCGCUUCAAGCAGGUGGUGUCCAACCUACUGGGCAAUGCGAUCAAGUUCACUGCCACCGGCCAGGUGCGCCUCGGCGCAAUGGGCGCGACCCAUCUGGACGGUCACUUGAACCUGAGGUUAUGGGUUGAAGAUACGGGCAUCGGCAUCAGCGCCGAAGACCAGCAGCGUUUGUUCAAUCCAUUUAUACAAGGCGGCAAUCACGAACAGUCCGCGCGCAGCGGUUCGGGCCUGGGCCUGGUGAUCAGUCGCAACUUGUGCGAGAUGAUGGGCGGCCAACUGCACCUCACCAGUGUGCUGGGCAAAGGUACACGGAUUGACGUGGCGUUGGUGCUGGCACUGACGACCGAGGCGCCGCCUCAGAAAGGAUGAUCCCUUCUUUCAUGCCCAAAAGGACCG